Messenger RNA from Letharia columbiana, 990 nucleotides. RefSeq lists its product as uncharacterized. The transcript has 5 exons. The record is from RefSeq and is a predicted model, not a curated record. Bases 1 to 990 code for a protein of 329 amino acids. NCBI's taxonomy places the organism in Eukaryota, Fungi, Ascomycota, Lecanoromycetes, Lecanorales, Parmeliaceae.
AUGAUUACUCUGCGCCUGAUCACUGCUCUAUCAGGCAUCUAUUUUUCAUCCGCGGCAGUGCUACAGCCUGCACAGUCUCUCGCACAAGCAAAUCCAGCGACUGUUCCAGCUUUGCCGGCCGAAGUCCUCAACCAACAGACAACGAACGGGUCCUUAGUUGUUCUUCAACAACCUAGACCUCCUGAGCGAUGGGAUACGGCUUCCCUUUCACAUAUCAACCUGACGGCCCCUAUCCGAUUCAAUUGCGUGUGCGACGAAAGGCGGUUUGGCCGAGACCUCAACCCACGAAGCUGCCUGGACGCAUGGACACGGAUCCCAGCGAUAGAAAGGGAGUUGAGUUUCGGGCCUCGCAGGAGAACGGACCGUGAUCCCACGUAUGACGUCUACCUUCCGAAGCGGUAUCUGAGCCCGGAUGGGACCUGCGCGAUCGAGCCCAGAAUCAGACCAGGCAUGAUGUCUGCGAGAGCGAAGCCAACGGAUGCCGGGUUGGCAGCCCUGGGGAUCAUUCGGCACUGCGCUUCUGAUGGCAUUCCGCCGACUGGAGGGUUCGCAAAUAAUUUUGGAGGAGACAACAAUCUCGGAGUAGCCGUAAAGCUGUUCAAAUCUGAAGCGGAGUGUGGGACCGGGACGUUUUCCCCAAGCUUCCUACAGUCCUGCAAUAGCCUCGCAGAUCGUAUGCCUGCUACCGCGACAAAUAGUACCUUUGGGUCGAGCUGGACCCACCCGCAAUACAAGACGCCUUUCGAUUGGAAGUCUCCCGACGGGAUGUGUCAUGCACGCAUCAACGUGAGAUCGACGCAGGUGAGGAAAGGGAGCUGGUAUAGAUUGUGGGAGGCUGUCAUUGCAAUCAAUGCCGUGUGUAUCUCAGUGGGGAAGGGAGGGAUCUGGCAUGGUCUUAGUGAUGACGAUGAUCUCUCGAUUUCAGUUUGGGCCGAGGACCCGUUGUCCGCAUUGGCAUACGGCAAUGUGACUCUCGUAUCUACUUCGUGA